AUGGAGCUUUCCAUCGUCACACGUGGCAGCUCCAAGCGGAAGAACACGAAGAAGCGCAAUGGCGCAAUGGCGGUGCAGCGGGACGAGGCCACCGAUCGAAAUACCAGCACCGUCGACGGCCGACGCCUCCUGAAAGCCUUGCUCCCGCACGGCGGCUUCCAGGUGGUUCUCAAAGGCACCGUCGACGACCCGGUGGGCCUACAGCCUGCGAUGACGCCGGCAGUCUCGGCGGCAGCUGCAGCCGUCAGCCGCCGGGGUGGCAAGGAAGGCAUUCCGCCGGUGCUCAUCGUGUCCGGGGAGGCUUUUGCUGCUCUCGCCGUCUCACAGGGCUUGCCAGCGCCGCCGGACCCGCUGCAGUACGGGGCCCACGAUGACGAAGCGCUCGUCAAAGAGGUCGGCCAGGAGGUGCAGAUUCUCACCGAGGAGUACGGAAUGCUCUUGGACCUCUACCGCGGCUUGAGACAGGACCUGAAGCGAACUCUGCGGCUGGUCCCGGACUACAACACGGAUGAGCUUCGAGGCGCCUUGAUGAAUGUCAUGGUCCUCGACACCGAAGAGCGCGUGUUGGUGCUCGGAGCCCGGAUGCUCUUGUUCUGA
This is a messenger RNA of Symbiodinium sp. CCMP2592, 597 nucleotides long. The record is from the annotation of a GenBank genome assembly. Lineage: Eukaryota; Dinophyceae; Suessiales; Symbiodiniaceae.